Strongylus vulgaris is the source of this 257-nucleotide messenger RNA. The record is from the annotation of a GenBank genome assembly. Lineage: Eukaryota; Metazoa; Nematoda; Chromadorea; Rhabditida; Strongylidae.
AUGAAGGAGCUUGAGGAUUUGACGGAGAUGUCUUUGCCUCUAAUAGUUGUUAGAAACAAAGCAGACCUAGCCGAGGGUACGAGUUUUCCUGAAGUGAAAUCAACCUCACGACUGGAUGUUGUGGAUUGUGUGAACACAUGCGCUCUCAGUAGUGAAGGUGUUCGCCCGCUAAUGAUGUCGUUAGAACGACUCAUUGAAAAUCUCUGUCCUGACGACAGUGGGCCUUGUUUGACUGACGUCCAGCUUUUGAGGUAAUC